This is a messenger RNA of Dentiscutata erythropus, 495 nucleotides long. The record is from the annotation of a GenBank genome assembly. Lineage: Eukaryota; Fungi; Glomeromycota; Glomeromycetes; Diversisporales; Gigasporaceae.
CUAAAGCCACAGACGAAACAAAAAGAAAAAAGAGAGAAAGCCUACAAAAUGGAUAGUCUAUCAGAAUCCAUGAAUUAUAAAGAUACUUCUGCGGAAAACCCAAGUUCAGAUAUUAAUGAAAAUGAAGAUGACUAUACAUCAGAAUUAGAUUCAGAAGAAAAAAUGGUGCCUACUAGCUCCAAUUACUCAGAAUUAUCAAUUAAUAAAAUUUCACGUUCUCAGUUAGAAAGGCAACCUCCUGAUCCUUUUUGUAACUAUGAGCUAAAAACAGUAUCAGGAACAAAAAAUAUAUUUGAUCUAAUUGUAUUUGUUGGACCAAGUAAUGCUAAGAAAAUAGCUAAGGCUAGUGAAUUCUUAAUUCACAGUUCUGCUUGGAAAUGGUUUGAAGAAGUAUAUAUUGAUAAUAUUCAACAUGGUGUGUGUAAUGUUGAAAUGAUAGAUGGAAAAUGCUGUAGUACAAAAGUAAAGACUAGUGAUUCAAUGACAGUGCUAUGA